UAGCUGCCGCUGGAUGUUGACACUUGAUGAAGUUCUCAGGGUUCCGUUUGAGGAGAGAAUGAUGGAUCUGAAACAACCAGGCAAACACUCGCCAGACUUUAAAUCAACUCAGCAGGCGAGUAGGAAAAUGUUUUAAAAGCUUCUCCCACCGAUGACAACAGAUCGUUUGUUCUUCUACAUUUAUGCAUAAUUUUGAGAUGCCUGGUGACUGUGUGCUUAAAAGUGCGCGCGUCUCCGUUGCGCACCACGCUCACUUCGCGUACAAUCCUCAUCCUCAUCUUCGUCUUCAUCGGAUCUAGAGCUGAGCAGCAGCAGCAGCUGCAAUAACAGAAGAUCAGCCUGUCAAAGCAUCUGAAAAUGGCUGAGCUCCGUCCCGCCCGGAGGAGCUCCAGUCCGCCUCUGAUGGGAUUAAUGUGCGUUGUUUUGCUCGUAUUCGUCUCCAUAGCCUCCGCGAGUCAUGGUGUUGUUUCUAGAGACAACGAGACGUUGAGCAGUCCAUCCGGAGAAACACAGGAGGACCCCCAUCAUCAAACUAACUCCACUGCCCACAAGAAGGCUUUCCCCGUCCUCUCCUUCAACUACGACCACGUCAGGAAACCCUUUGAGAUCUCUCUGUGGAUCCUCCUGGCCCUGCUCAUGAAACUUGGUUUUCACAUUAUUCCCAGAGUGUCACACGUUGUCCCAGAGAGCUGUCUGCUGAUUGGCGUUGGCCUGCUUGUGGGUGGCAUCAUCAAAGCCAUCGGAGAGGAAGCCCCCGUUCUUGACACUAAGCUCUUCUUCCUCUACUUGCUGCCUCCCAUCAUCCUCGAUGCUGGCUACUUCCUGCCCAUGCGGCCCUUCACAGAGAACAUGGGCACCAUCCUGGUGUUCGCAGUGGUGGGGACUCUGUGGAACGCCUUCUUCAUCGGCGGCAUGAUAUACGGCGUGUGUCGGAUUGAGGGAAACCAGCUGGCCAGCGUGGACCUGCUGUCCUGCCUGCUGUUUGGCUCCAUCGUCUCAGCUGUAGACCCUGUGGCAGUCCUGGCUGUGUUUGAGGAGAUCCACAUCAACGAGCUGCUGCACAUCCUCGUGUUCGGGGAAUCGCUGCUUAACGACGCCGUCACUGUGGUUCUGUAUCACCUUUUUGAGGAGUUCUCUCACGCUGGAACUGUGACCGUGACCGACGCCGUCCUCGGUGUUGUCUGUUUCUUUGUGGUUUCACUGGGAGGCGUGAUGGUGGGAGCCUUCUACGGCCUUCUGGGUGCCUUUACCUCCCGCUUCACCUCGCACACCCGAGUCAUCGAGCCACUGUUUGUUUUCCUCUACAGCUACAUGGCUUACCUCUCCGCAGAGGUCUUCCACCUGUCGGGCAUCAUGUCGUUGAUAGCAUGUGGCGUGAUGAUGCGUCCGUACGUGGAGGCCAACAUCUCCCACAAGUCGUACACCACGAUUAAAUAUUUCCUAAAGAUGUGGAGCAGCGUGAGCGAGACACUCAUCUUUAUCUUCCUCGGUGUUUCCACGGUGGCUGGUCCUCAUGCCUGGAACUGGACCUUUGUCAUUGUCACCGUGGUCCUCUGUCUGGUGUCCAGAGUGCUGGGAGUCAUUGGCCUCACAUUCAUCAUCAAUAAAUUCCGUAUUGUGAAGCUGACCAAAAAAGACCAGUUCAUUGUGGCCUAUGGUGGCCUACGAGGGGCCAUCGCCUUCUCACUGGGCUUCCUGCUGACCAAUAGUGAGAUGAAGCACAUGUUCCUCACUGCCAUCAUCACAGUCAUCUUUUUCACUGUCUUUGUGCAGGGGAUGACAAUCAGGCCUCUGGUGGAGCUUCUGGCUGUGAAGAGGAAGAAAGAGAGCAAAGGAUCAAUUAAUGAGGAGAUUCACACACAGUUUCUGGAUCAUCUCCUCACAGGGAUUGAAGACAUCUGUGGUCAUUAUGGGCAUCAUCACUGGAAAGACAAGCUGAACCGCUUUAAUAAAGCCUAUGUGAAGAAGUGGCUGAUUGCAGGCGAGCGCUCCACCGAGCCUCAGCUCAUCUCCUUCUACAACAAGAUGGAGAUGAAACAGGCCAUGAUGCUGGUGGAGAGCGGGAGCACUGCCAAGCUGCCCUCACUUAUAUCGUCCGUCUCCAUGCAGAACAUGCAAUCAAGAGGUCCGGCCAGACGACGGGCAAUGCCGACCAUCUCAAAAAGUCGUGAGCAAGAGAUCAGAAAGAUCCUGCGAGCCAACCUGCAGAAGACCAGACAGAGGCUUCGUUCGUACAGCCGUCACGACCUGAUGAUCGACCCGUUUGAGGACAGUGUGAGUGAAGUUCGGUUCAGGAAGCAGCGAGUGGAGAUGGAGAGGAGGAUGAGUCACUACCUCACAGUUCCUGCAAACCGCCAGGAAACACCGCCAGUGAAAAAAGUCUGCUUUGAACCAGAACACCAGGUUUACACCUAUGAUGAUAGCGAGAGCUCCAGAGGCCAGACAGCUCAGACAGAUCCAAACCCUCCUGACAACGUCAGCCUGGUGAACGAAUCCCCCCAGAGGCCCAAUCAGAGCAGCGAACAGAGAGCCAAUGUGCCGGACGAGCAGGAAGAGCAACAGAAACUAUCACGCUGCCUUAGUGACCCCGGUCCAAACAAGGAGGAGGACCUCUCAUGAUGAAGCACAUAUUAACAGGAUGAAUUCACCUCUCCAUGAUCUCCUUGUUUGAUCUGUUGCAUUCAACGAGUGGAGUUCCCAGAGUGAAUGGGAGUUGUAGCAAAGCUUUAUAUUUAUUAAGUAUUAAGUAUUUUCCAUGUCCUGUUUUUGUGAUAUGAGAAUAUGCCUUUUUCCACAAGUUCACAAGUAUUUUCAGCAUGUAACAUGUUUCCAAAGCAUGCACCACUGGACAUUUUCUAUUUCAGGAUUUUAUUACAGCCUGAAGUGAGCCGAGUGUCAGCAUUUAGUGUCUUAACAAGCAAACUUGCGUUGAAUUGUACAAAAAAAGCACUUGUUUUAGCAAGCUUGAAGCACCAGAUGGGUGAAGUUUACCACCUCAAAGCACAGUAUAAAGAAUCUAUAAAGCAGUGAGCGACCGAUAAAUCAUCUCGUCUGAUAUUAUGGAUAUUACCAUUGUUGCAGGUAUAUCAGGGUUGGCACAUACAUCGGCAAAUGAAGAGUAGUAAAUUGCUGCACAAAAAUACCAAAGAAAUAUUUGAGGUGAUUUAGAAACAAUGUCCCCAUAUGUGAAGUUUGUUAUUAGCAAUGCUAGCAGCAUGGCUCGAUAGGCCCAGACACAGCAAACAGACAUCAAAGAGCUAGUGGUGAUGAGGGCUGACUGUUGCGUCGCCUCACCUCACAUGUGUCUCGGCCAAAAAGUUGCACUUAGACACAACUGCCAACUAGUGACCAACGAUUGUCUGUGUGAGAGGAAAUAACUCUCCAUGGCAGCAGGCAGCAGUAGUCUGUAAACAUUAUUAAAAAAGGGAAAUCUGAAGACCAACAGGAUGGAUUCAAGAUGCUAGUUAGCCUGUCAGCACAUUAACAACACAAUCUGUUAUUGAAAGAACAAAGGAUAUUUAUUGUUUGCUAGCGUACAACAACUAUACGAUGGAUUUCCAUUACAUUUUUUACAGACAUUCAUGGUCACCAGAGGAUGUAUCCUAAUAACUUUGGUCAUUCUCUGACUUCUCCUCCAGAGCCACCAUGAGGUUGAAAGUUGGGGGUUUUGGGUGAAAUUUCUCAACAACUAUUGAAUGGAAUGCCAUGAAAUUGUUAAAAAAAAAAAGGUAAACUAUGCAGAACUGUCACUGUUUGUAAACACGUUUGUCAGUGAAAGAGACAGUAAAACUUAGGUUUGGGAGGUAUCACAGUAUUACAGAAUACCAGGGUAUUUAAAAAUCCUCACGGUAUCAUCUUUGAUACCACCAAAGGUACAGGCGCUCCUCUUUCUGUUACACUCACUGUAUGUAGUGCGCAGCGGGUGCCACCAGAGGUCUCUAGUCUCAACUGCUGGAAAAGGCAGCUGGAGGAGGUGAGGUUAACGUUACAGGACUUUUUUUUUAAGUGCACGCCAACACCGUCAUAUAUCGUAUUUAAGGAGGGUAUGAAGGUAUCAAAAAUAAGAUACGGUCCAUGCCUACUAAAAGCCAACUCCCAGAUUCACUCUUGUUUAGCAUUUUGUCUUGUUGUAUUGGUAUUCUUUCUGCGCUGUGUAUCUUAGAUGCCUGCUGCUUACAGUCUAGCAGCUGGUCGAUACCUUUGUACAAAGCUCUGACCUCACCUAAGCACUGUGGGAGUACACACCAAUAAGCAUCACAUACAUGGAGAAUAAGAAGAAAAUACAGCGGAGUUUCUGCAGAAAAAUACACUGCCACACACCUAUAGUGAGUCAUGAAUUGAGAUUGACAGAGAUGAUUAAUUCUGUAUAAGUCUAUACAUUGUUUUUCUAGAAAAAAAUCCUGCACAGUAUAUCUUUGAAUUGGGCUAUAUACUAGUCAGUAUUAUAAAAUACAAGAGAGAAUUACUGUUAAAGGUGUCCUGGUGAAAUGGAGAGCACGUAUCUAGUGAUAUAGGAAUGUUAAAAUAACUUAAAAGUCAAGAAUAAACCACAACAAAUAUUGUUUGACCGAGGUCUGUGAACAAGCUUGUAUUUAACCUCUCUGCAUGACUGAUCUGUUUUCUCAGGGACGACAACAUGGCACAGUAUUAACAGAAGCUCUCUGCAAAAGGAAAAUAAGUAUUAAUGUGCUCCACUGGUCUCUGUUUAUAAUGUGACUGUUUUGUAUGCUACUGUGUUUUUGAUUGCGUCAGUAACAUUCCAGCAGUAAUCGAGUUUAACAGCUUUUUGUAACAAAGCUCUCCAUAUCUGUGUUCUUGGUAACUGAACAUGCUUGAAAUGAAUACUUCACUUCCCAAAUGAUCAUUUGUAUAUCAGUUACUCACCCUGUGUUAUAUUGACUUUGUAAAGAAAACUUUGUUUUUCUUGCAUGCCUCCAGAGAAAGAAUCCCAAAA
This is a messenger RNA of Epinephelus lanceolatus (giant grouper), 4954 nucleotides long. It is a transcript of the gene slc9a1b, whose product is annotated as solute carrier family 9 member A1b. NCBI's taxonomy places the organism in Eukaryota, Metazoa, Chordata, Actinopteri, Perciformes, Serranidae. Gene Ontology annotation, cellular component: plasma membrane. Gene Ontology annotation, biological process: regulation of intracellular pH; sodium ion import across plasma membrane; proton transmembrane transport. Gene Ontology annotation, molecular function: sodium:proton antiporter activity; potassium:proton antiporter activity. The record is from RefSeq and is a predicted model, not a curated record.